Molecule: messenger RNA, 750 nt
Organism: Suillus bovinus
Lineage: Eukaryota; Fungi; Basidiomycota; Agaricomycetes; Boletales; Suillaceae
Exons: 2
Coding region: 1-705 (234 amino acids)
Source: RefSeq, a predicted model, not a curated record
AUGCAGCUUAUUCUUCCCGUGCUCUUCCUACUCCUGGCGCCGGUCGCCGUAACUGCCUGCGAAGGCGCCUGCAUCGUCGAUAUCACCAACGAAUACCUAAACCGCUACGAAAAUAUCUUGCUCACGACCCUUCAGAAAUUGGAAAGUGCAUCUCAAUUCAUCAUUAUCCAUCACCGUAGAGAGAACUCUAUCGUGUACUUCGCUCCUGUCUUGCAAGCCUACAACCUUACUGCCUACAAUAGCCUGGAGAAAGCAAUAUUCCCUGGUUACUUCCAUGGAAAGUGUCAAGAUGCAAACGGCGUGAACCCACCCGGAUGUCCAAACCCCGACUGUCCCAAAGUCUGCGGCACGCCCGGCUCCAUGGUCCACUUUUACCCUACCCUCGUUGAGAUCGUAUUCGACGACACACUAAGCCUGCUCUCCAACCUCACUGUGCCGGGGAGCAAACCGUACAAUCAGAUACAACAAAAAGUCAUGGCAGAUGUCGACAAGGGACAAAAGAAACGUAUGGAGAACUUGUCGCGUAUCAUGCCGUUACGCAUUCGUGCAGCGACACAGGCGAAGAGUACUCACAGCAUUCAGCAAGGCCUGAAGAAGAUCAUGAAGGAACUGCGACCGACCAUGUUGGAAACAUGCGGGGGUUCGAACCUGUCGUUUUGCAGUUGGGAGCAGCCUAUGAAGGAGUUCAUCUUGCAGUACCCUUGACCUUUUUCGUUCAAACUUCUCAUAUCACACAUUACUAGAAGCAUC